Ascoidea rubescens DSM 1968 is the source of this 1214-nucleotide messenger RNA. RefSeq names its product cardiolipin synthase (gene CRD1). The coding region runs from base 70 to 1056 and encodes 328 amino acids. The record is from RefSeq and is a predicted model, not a curated record. Gene Ontology annotation, biological process: cardiolipin biosynthetic process. Gene Ontology annotation, molecular function: cardiolipin synthase activity. Lineage: Eukaryota; Fungi; Ascomycota; Saccharomycetes; Ascoideales; Ascoideaceae. The transcript has a single exon. Gene Ontology annotation, cellular component: membrane; mitochondrion.
AAAAGUUGAAGCACAGGCAGCUCAAGUUGAGGAAGCUGGAGGCUUUGAUGCGUGGUUGUUGCUUAGAACAUGAAUACUUUCUUAGGAAUUGCUCUCCAUCCAGCUGUACCCACCUUUUUGAAGAUCGCGCCUAGGAGCAUCUUGCCAUUUUCUCUUGCAAGCAAAGCUUCUUGUCUUUCUUCUGGACUUCAUCUCCAAUGGAAAAGGCCAGUUGGAAGUUCUUGGAAUUGUGUCCAACUGUUUAGAGCAGAAGCUGCUUCAUUCUCUAGAGCUUUUGCUACAUCCAACUGGAAUUUACAGCUUGCCUCGAAGACCUUGGCUGAAAUGACAAAGGAGAAGUUCAAGACCAGGCAGAAACAGAUUAUCGAUAAGACAAAGCAGAUCCAAAAGAAUAUUGUGAAACCUUUGAAAAAAGUUAUUCCAGAACAUGAAAAUAUUUACACAAUUCCCAAUAUCUUGACCUUUACCAGAUUGGCUUCAGCUCCACUUAUUGGUUACUUGAUUGCAAAUCAACAUGUUUUGUCUGCUUUUCUUUUAUUCGGUUAUUCCUGUGUGACUGAUUUUGUCGAUGGAUAUAUUGCCAGGAAAUAUAAUAUGGGAUCAGUGCUAGGCUCAGUCAUUGAUCCAAUGGCUGAUAAAUUGUUAAUGAUAAUUUGCACUGGAUGUUUGACCUAUUCAAACACCAUUCCAUUGUAUUUGGCUAUCUUAAUACUAGGAAGAGAUGGGUUACUAGGUUUGUCUGCUAUCUAUUUCAGAUAUAUAUCGCUACCUCUUCCAAGAACUUUUCUCCGAUUUUGGGAUUUUAGUAUUCCUUCAGCUGAGGUUCAUCCAACAACAAUCUCAAAAUAUAACACCUUUUUUCAAAUGCUUUAUAUUGCUUGUUGUGUUGUUCAGCCUGUUGUAUAUCCGUUAUUAGAUCAGAAUUCUCUCGAUUUAAUUAAAACUGCUUUCACUGGCCUAGAAUACUUGACUGCAACAACUACUGUUCUAAGUGGUUUAUCAUAUAUUUUUUCCAAAAACGCUGUGGAAAUUCUCCAUAAACCUUCAAUUAAAUAAAUAAAUAAAUAGCCAAUUAAUUAAUUAAUCAGUUAAUUGAAUGGUUGAAUAAUUGAAUAGUCAUGGUGUUUUUAAAGUUUUAAUUUAAUUCAUUGUUUAUAUUCACUAAGAUUUUUUGUUAGUUUCUAUUUUUACACUUGUACAAUUUUUAAUGUCUG